AGCCGAGCAGCCCGAGUGCUGGGGAGAGAGACAGAAGAAAAGUUAGUCAAGAUGGCAAAUCCCACAGACCCGGAGUGAAGGGGCACCGCUCCCCGAAAAAGCUGAGUCUGUCGCCCGUCCUGAGACAAACAUAACGAUGCAAACUCCGCCAGGAGGCUUAGGAGGGAUUCCCUGAAGAAAAAUGCCAGAGAGGCUGAAGCCGAUGUGACACAGGAGUGUGCUGGAAGAAAGCUGACUCAUCAAAUAUCAGUCCCUCUGGGAGUGACUCAGCAGCAGAGAGCAGCUCAUACCACCUAAUGCCUAGCUAGAAGAGCAUCUCACAUCCCCUACCAAAACCAACGGCGAUCAUCAGACGGCGCUGAAGCCCUUCCAGCAGGAAUAUAUCCCUCACCACCAGAAGGUCUAACAGAGACUGCUGUCCUGCUGUCCCAGCCGCCGACAGAGCUAGAAUGGCAUCACGGAGCUUCAGCUGAGCCUCGCUGGAGCCCUCACCUGACCCCUGCCCCCCUCCCCAUAAGUUUUACCCAGACCAUCAGUGUAGAGUUUGGCGGAGGUCGCUCUCUGAGUCGCUUCCCACAGCUCUCAGCCCAGCCCGGCGCCGCCGCAGUCCCUCGGCCUUCACCCCGCCUCGCAGACCAUGAUGUUUCGUGACCAGGUGGGCGUGCUAGCCAGCUGGUUCAAGGGGUGGAAUGAGUGCGAGCAGACAGUGGCUCUGCUGUCCCUGCUGAAGAGGGUGAGCCGGACCCAGGCCCGCUUCCUGCAGCUCUGUCUGGAGCACUCCCUCGCCGACUGCACCGAACUGCAGGUCCUGGAGGGAGAGGCCAACAACCCAGGGGUGAUCAGCCAGUGGCAGAGUGAGUCUAAGGAGCGCGUCAUCUCACUUGUCCUCACCCACCUCCCGUUGCUUAAACCUGGCAAUGUUGAAGCAAAGAGUGAGUACAUGCGCCUGCUGCCUCGCAUCCUGGCCCACACCAUCGAGCAUGGCCACCACCUGGAGGAGUCUCGACAGCUCCUGUCCUACGCCCUCAUCCACCCUGCCACCUCCCUGGAAGACCGCGCCGCCCUGGCACUGUGGCUUAAUCACCUUGAGGAGAGGGCCGCUGCCCGGGGGGACUCACUAGAAAGACCUCCUCCUGCUGGGCCACACCACCACCACCACCACCAGUCCACACCUCCAUCCACCCUCACCUCAUCAGGAUCCUCCUCCUCCACUAACACAUCUUCAUCAGGAAAUCUCUACUCCUUGCAUCACCACCAGCGCUACGGCUCGGACGACCGUCUCAAUGGGUGGCAGAGCUCCAGGGAUUCAGGGCUGGGCGGAGGCUGGCAUCAGCAGCAGGGCUGUGAGAACGGGCACCUCCUUCUCUACCCAUCAUCCUCUGUGCCGGCGACCAUCAACACAGUGGGAACAGGUGGAGGCGGGAACACGAUCCUGACGAGCGGCGGGGGCAGCCAGCAGCACAGUCCCCUGAAGCGCUCCGUGUCCCUCACGCCUCCCAUGAGCGGCCCCAGCAACCAGCCUCUGGGCCACGUCUGGCUGUCCCAGGAGGACCUACGGACCGCGAGAGGCCCAGCCCUGGACCACGCUCCUCUCUCACCCCAGAGCAGCAUCGCCUCCUCGGGCAGCGGGGGCAGUGAGCACCUGGAGGAGGCAGGUUUAGGAGGAGGUUCAGGUCUGCAUCGCAGCUCCUUCCAUGAGGAGGGCAGUGGCAUGAGAGAUGUCCCUGCGUGGCUGAAGAGUCUCCGUCUCCAUAAGUACGCUUCUCUAUUCUCCACAAUGGCCUAUGAGGAGAUGUUGUCUCUCACUGAAGAGCAGCUAGAAGCACAGAAAGUUACAAAAGGAGCAAGACACAAAAUCGUUAUCAGCAUCCAGAAGCUCAAAGAGCGGCAGAACCUCCUUCGCAGCCUGGAAAAGGAUGUGUUGGAGGGCAGUAAUCUGCGUGGCCCACUGCAGGAGCUCCACCAGAUGAUCAUGACGCCCAUCAAAGCAUUCAGCGGCGGCGAGGAGGCCUCCCUGCAGCGCCCCCUGCUGAGCCCUGAGGGCAAGAGCGCUGCACCCGGUUCCCACCUGAGCGGUGGUGGCGGCGGAGGGGAGGCCGAGUCAGGCACAAGCGUCAUCGCUGAAGGGGAUCUACCCAGCCAGUUCACCCGCGUCAUGGGCAAAGUUUGUACCCAACUACUGGUGUCGAGGUCAGACGAGGACAACAUCAGCUCCUACCUACAACUCAUCGACAAGUGCCUUAUCCAUGAGUCCUUCACUGAGACGCAGAAGAAGAGGCUGUUGUCAUGGAAACAACAGGUCCAGAGGCUGUUCCGGUCCAUUCCGAGGAAAGCCCUCCUUGACAUAGCAGGCUACCGACCGCAGAGGAGCCGUUUCGGCCAGUCCAACUCUCUCCCCACCUCUGUCUCUGUUGGGGGCGGCGUGUCGGCCAGGAGGAGUCUUCGCCAGUUCCAGAUGCCCUCCAGGAGCUUGCCGGGUGCCAGGCUGGGCCUGCUGGGCAGCGGGGGUCUGCUGGGACCCACACCUCGCAGCUCCAGCAGCACCCCCACAGGCCCCAAGCAGGGGAGGCAGGGUCUGUGGUUUGCCAACCCCGGAGGAAGCAACAGCAUGCCCAGCCGGACCCACAGCUCCGUGCAGAGGACCCGGUCCCUGCCGGUCCACACCACGCCGCAGACCAUGGUCAUGUUCCAGCAAGCCGAUCUUCAGUUGCCGGUGACGGAGCCAGACAUCAACAAUCGCCUUGAGUCUCUGUGUCUGAGUAUGACGGAGCACGCCUUGGGAGACGGUGCCGACCGCACAUCAACGAUAUGAAACGAGGACCUGAGUGAGAGCAGCAGGUUCACGAGGCUCUCUCACGACAAGUCACCUCGAGGUCACCAGCCCUCCUGUCCCCUCCUCCUGUAGCCGAUGGUAGAGCUCAACCAAAGGAUCGGGCGGGAUCCAAGAAACACAAGAGAGCCGCUCAUCAAAAGCGGCUAACACAAGCUAUCACAUUGGCACCGUCCAUCGGGUCGGAAACACACUUCCUGCUCCGCCAGCAUGCUCACAGUCACCUGCGUCAGGGUGAGGAGAGAGAAAAGCACUGAACACGGCCCGGACAGUGUGUGAACAGCGCCCUCACCCCCCGGGGAGGCCAGAAGAAGAACUGCAGUCCAGUCAGCCCCAGCAGAAGGGAGACGCUGUGCUGUGGAUCAGGGCCCAGGGAGACUGAGGCCCUCUCCCUCUCUGACACCCUCGUGGCAUCUUUCAAAUCCAUCACAGUACCUCAGACCCAAAAACAACACAAGGCAAGCAGAGCAAGGACGACGCAGAAGGAAGUUUGGGAUUUCCUUGACUGUUUUCAGUGAGGACUGAGUGCUCGUAGAGCUCGGGAAGGCCUCUUCUUCAGUAUUGGGUGGCAAAAAAAGAAUCAUUUAUUUGUGUUGUAUGUAUUUAUUGUUUACAUAACGAUGCUACUUUCAAAGGGUACAGAAACAUUUAUGAAUUUCAGGUAUGAAUCGUGUAAUAUUCUGUAAAGCCUUGGCUGCCUACCAGCUUUACGUCCUAUGAGUAGCCAUCACGCUAGUUUACAACCGACAUGCUUAUUCUUUAUUUUAGCGGCCAGCAACGAAGACGUGUUGGCUUGAACAUUUACCAAGAGAGAAGCAGAGGGAGGAGGAGGAGGUAGAGCAGACGUGUGACGAAGGAUACGAGGAGGAAGGUGACGAGGAGAAGGACACAGGAAGUGGUAGAAGAAAGAAUCGAGCUGAAGUGAUACCGGAGAGGGAAGCGGAUGUUUAGAGGAGAAAGACAUCAGAGGCAGGACCUUUGAUCGGCUGAUGGUGACAAGAGGAAGAUGAUGUCAUGUCUAAUCAUAUUGUGAGUCUGUGAGUGAGUGCGGGAGGAAGUGAAUUUGGCACCGGUCAGUCACAUAUUGUUUAUCCAUAGCAUGUACUGUAUGAACUCUUUGAAUUCAGAGCCUUCGCAGGCACAAUGCAAUGAAAAUCGAGGUUUUUAUAUGCGGAAAUGGGAGAUUAAUGCGGCUGUACGGUCAGUGGGAUCGGUCUGCAUGCUCAGAUUCUGGGUUCAGUGGUUUCUCUAAAAGCAGGGUGAUAUGCUUAAGCUGCAUGUUAGAACUAAAUAUCUUUGUUGGAGCAGAGGACGAUUGUGAAACGUGUGAGAUGUCGAUUCGGUCUCCGCUCAGGCCAUGUUGCUGAGAGGAUUGCAACAUUGGAGAGAUCACACACUGUCAAUCCAUGAAGGGUAGUUUUCCCAGAGAUUGUCUCAUUAGCGCUUACCUCCGCCUGCUGGCCAAACACAGUCAUGGCAGGACAGACGCCGAAGUCCCUGGACACACUGGCACUGCAGAUCAUCGAAAAAUCAUUUAUGAGCAACGCAUGGGGAGAGAUGAGUGCUGCAGGAAGCCCCUCGUGUAACACGGUCUUCUGUCUGUUCUGGCAGCGCAGGCCUACGUGGAAUUUAUUUUCUUCUUUUAAAAAUCUGAAUCUCAUGGUUAUUCUGUGUCUUAAUAUUUAUCCUCAGUUUAUUGUGUCUCGUACAGACUUUAUAAGAAUAGGUUUAUAUGGAGAUAAGCUGGUUAGGAAACUCCCUCUGUGCCGCGUUCAGCCGUGUGCUGACCCCGAGUGGUCAUCACUGAGGGUUAUUGAUUAUUAUUCCUUUAUUAGUUUGUUGCAAUUCUGUAGUACUUCCUUUGUAUCCUGCACUUGAUAUGAUAAUGUGAUACACUAAAAUCCAAAUGUUCAAGGCUCAAGCAACAGUUUGGUGCUUUGGAGUUGGAUCAAACGGAGGAGAUGGAGGAGACGAGGCCGGCGCUCGACUCGACCGCCGAGCUGCAGUCUCAGCGGACAGACCGAAGUCGUGCGGCGAUGUUGAAUCCCGCGGCAGAGACGAGGAGCUCUCGUUGACUUGAAAUGUUUUCUGUUUGUCUGACGGUGGAUGCUGGAGCUGAAAACUCCCUCUUGUCGUGUCGUUUCAGGCCGGGCUGAGUCGUCCCACCAGUGUCUGUGCAGGUUUUAGCCCUUUUGCCUGCUUCCUUCUUAUGGUCUUCAUUCCAACUCAUUAUGGAGUUAAAAUGAACUCGUAGUUCACAGCGAACAUCGCGUUUACUUUUCCUCCUCUUGUUUGAUGCAGUGCAGGCGAACACACAACAAUAAUUUGGACAAAAAUAAAUGGCGGCAUGAUGUUUGCUGCGAUGAACCACCAUCUCAAAUGAGGACCAUAACAGAAGCAACUGGCUGCCACCAUCUAAAACACUAAAGUCCACUUUAAACACACGGUAGAAGCAGCCAGCGGUGAUGCAUUCAGUGUACGAGCUGCGUUAAAGGGACUAAAACGUGCAUAAAACCUGUUGUGGUGCCUGAGGCUGUUUGCCCGUCUUGAUUGGCUGAACGUAGCUUCAGAUCCCUUGACUGAAGCUGCAGUGUGGAUCACACACACACACACACACACACACACACACCACAGAUAAAGUGCAAGAGCCGUGACAGCGCAACAUAAUCUUCAGCGUUUCAGGUGCGUGUGUGUGUUUUGCGCUCUUCGACUUUGCGUCUGUAAGAGCCAAUCGGACGUCACUCACGUCGUUCACGUUUGUGAGCGAAGAUCUGCGACUCCACCAGAGCGUGAAUGUGACGUGAAGCCACAGACUGAUGUUACACCUUUGACAUGUUUUUCUCUGACGCUCCUCGCUGAGAAUCGGACUGUUUCAGUGUCACGGCCAUACGAAUCAGUACUUAAAGUAGAUACAAUUAUUUAUUCUUUUUUUUCAGAGGUGAUACUUUUACUCAUUUAGGUGUAUUAUUAUUUAAAGUACCAUAUGUAUUAACAUGUUAUGGCUGGUGACCAUACGUACAUCUCAAAUAUUAACAUAGCUAUUGUUGACUUUUGUUCGUUUGUUUUUUGUUUUUGUUUUUGUUUUUUUGUUGCUGUUUUUGAACUAUAAUCUUGUUUGUAUCUAUCAGUGUCAUGUUGAGAUUCUUCAUGUGAAGCUUCGCUGCAGGAAACGGUCCAUCACAGACGCAUCCAUUCACGUUCCGGCUGCAAAACUCACAUCGGGCGAGCUGUGUUGUUGUUUUAGCCUUUGGCAGGCCGGGUAGUAGACUGGUCCCUUCUGAUCUGGAGUCUGAAACUGGUGCUGUGGGCGAUUUCCCACCUCCUGAGUGGGAGAGGGUUUUGCUGUAGGUUUCUAGGUGUGCUUCAUUAACAGAAAAGGCUGGUAUUUUGUAUUGUUCUUACUGUCAACAAAUCCCAUGAAAAGACCAAAUUCAACAAAGUGUUUGUCCGUCUCUCAAUGCUUUCCAACUUGGCCGCUUUGCUGUGGCUCUCGACAUCAAGCCGAUUGAUCCUGCUGAUGACGUUUACCUUCAAAAACGGGUCAAAAGUAUUUAGUUUCACGUUUAAAAAAAAUUUAGUGAUUUUCUAAAACAGCUGCUCACUGAGGUUUUUGGUAAACUUAACUUUAACAGGAGGAAAUAUUGCAUUUUUUGGGGAACUACUUUCAGCUGCGGAUUAAUCCACGUUUGAUUGUCCAGUGAGUAUUAGGGCAGCAGAACAGUGUGUGUCGCACUGAGUCAAAUAAACCACAGUGUGUGUGUGCGGUUCAUUGACUGCGUGAAUAGUGGAUGGAGCUUUUGGGUCUAAAAAGUGACGCCAGUGCAGAAGUGCUUUAAACUUUCAGUCUUUCCACUGUCCAGCAGGGGGCGACUCCAUUGGCUUAUAAUGUCCU
This is a messenger RNA of Scatophagus argus, 6722 nucleotides long. RefSeq names its product sterile alpha motif domain containing 4A (gene samd4a). The transcript has 13 exons. Lineage: Eukaryota; Metazoa; Chordata; Actinopteri; Scatophagidae. The coding region runs from base 638 to 2812 and encodes 724 amino acids. Gene Ontology annotation, cellular component: P-body. Gene Ontology annotation, molecular function: protein binding; mRNA binding; translation repressor activity. The record is from RefSeq and is a predicted model, not a curated record. Gene Ontology annotation, biological process: negative regulation of translation; regulation of mRNA stability; nuclear-transcribed mRNA poly(A) tail shortening.